UGCCUAGUGGAAGGCAUGGGACCCUGCAGCCUACUUCCUGACCUUAGAUGGUGUCUAUUUGCCUGCUUACCUGUAGUUGCUGAGGGCCGAGCACAGGAAUGGAACCAUGAGGAAAGAGCAGCAUCAAUCACAUCAAGUCCUGGUAUUUCCUCUAAGGGCAAUGUGACUUUUGAGGACGUGGCUUUGUACUUCUCCCAGGAGGAAUGGCUCCUCCUUGAAGAGCAACAGAGACGCCUGUACCACGAUGUGAUGCUGGAGAACUUUGUACUUAUAUCCUCUCUGGGUUGUUUAUGUGGUAUAGAGAAUGAGAAGGCACCUUCUGGACAGAGUGUUUCUCUGGAGAGAAUGCCACAAAUGAGGACUCCAAAGCCAGAUCCAUCAAUCCAGAAGGCUCAUCACUGUGAGAUGUGUGUUCCCAUCAGGGAAGGUAUUUUGUACCUGACCAAGUAUCAAGGAAUGAAUACUGGGCAGAAAUCGAACACUCGUGUGGCAUCUGCAAAACAGUUCUGUUUUUAUGCACGUCUUCACCUACACCAGAAGGAGCACAGUAUGAAGAAACUUGACAGCGAGGAUGUGGACAAGGCCUCCUUUAUGAAGAGCUAUGAAAGUCAUUCGUUGUGGAAGCCUUUCACCUGCAGGGAGGUUGGAAAGGAUGUCUUGGCCAGUGUGGGUCUUCUCCAGGCCACUCCCAAAAUGGCACUGAGUGUACUCAGCAGUGCUGAGUGUACAGAGGCCUUUCACCAUGGAAAAAGUCUUUACAAAUGUGAUCACUGUGGGAAAGCUUUUCGCCACAAACGUACACUUACUCAGCACCGGAGAAUUCACACUGGAGAAGGACUAUAUGAGUGCAGUGAAUGUGGGAAAAGCUUCGGCUACAAGCACACAUUUGUUCAGCACAAGACAAUCCACACUGGAGAAAAGCCUUUUGAGUGCAGUGAAUGUGGGAAGGCCUUCAGGUUCAAAUAUAAACUUGUUCAGCACCAACGUGUUCACACUGGAGAAAGACCUUAUGAGUGCAGUGAAUGUGGGAAAGCUUUUGGAUGCAAAUCUAAACUUUCUCGGCACCAGAGAAUCCACACCGGGGCAAAGCCUUACAAGUGUGCCGAAUGUGGGAAAUUCUUUAGACAAAGCUCCAGCCUCGUUCAACACCAGAGAAUUCACACUGGAGCAAGGCCUUAUGAGUGUGGUGAAUGUGGGAAAUCUUUUAGCCAGAGCUCUAUCCUCAUUCAGCAUCGGAGAAUUCACACUGGAGAAAGGCCAUUUGAAUGUGGUGAAUGUGGCAAAUCCUUUAGACAAAGGUCCAGCCUCAUUCAGCACCAGAAAAUUCACACAAGAGCAAGGCCUUAUGAGUGCACCGAAUGUGGGAAGUCCUUUAGCCAGAGCUUCAGCCUCAUCCUACAUCGGAGAGUUCACACUGGAGAAAGGCCUUAUGAAUGCAGUGAAUGUGGAAAAUCCUUUAGCCAAAACUACAGCUUCAUUCAACACCAUAAACUCCACACUAGAGAAAGGCAUUACAACUGCAGUGAAUGUGGGAAGGCCUUCAGCCGCAAAGACACACUUGUGCAGCAUCAGAGAAUCCACACUGGAGAGAGGCCUUAUGAGUGCAGCGAGUGUGGGAAAGCUUUCAGCCGCAAAGCCACACUUGUGCAGCACCAGAGAAUCCACACUGGAGAGAGGCCUUAUGAGUGCAGCGAGUGUGGGAAAUCCUUUAGCCGUAAGGAUAACCUUACUCAACACAAAAGAAUUCACACUGGAGAAAUGCCUUAUAAGUGUGGUGAAUGUGGAAAAUACUUUAGCCAUCACUCCAAUCUAAUUGUACACCAGAGAGUUCACAAUGGAGCAAGGCCUUAUAAGUGCAACGAUUGUGGGAAAGUCUUCAGACACAAAUCCACACUUGUUCAGCACGAGAGCAUCCACACUGGAGAAAAUCCUUACGUUUGCAGUGAAUGUGGGAAAUCCUUUGGCCACAAAUAUACCCUCUUUAAACACCAGAGAAUUCACACUGAGGCAAGGCCUUUUGAGUGCAUUGAAUGUGGGAAAUUCUUUAGUCGAAGCUCUGACUUUCUUGCACACCAGAGAGUUCACACAGGUGAAAGGCCUUUUGUGUGCAGCAAAUGUGGGAAAGAUUUCAUCAGAACCUCCCACCUUGUUCGGCACCAAAAGGUUCACACUGGAGAAAGGCCAUAUGAGUGUAAUGAAUGUGGGAAAGCCUAUAGCUUAAGCUCCCACCUCAUUCGGCACCAGAAAGUUCACACUGCAGGAAGGCUUUAGGAGUGCUUUCAACACAACAGGAGCUUGGUGAUUACCCUUUGAGAGGGAGACAUCAAUCAGAUGUUGAACUUUGUAUACCUAAACAUUAACAUUGGGGAGGUACCUUAUGAAUGCCGGGUACAGGAGAAGCUUUCAGGGGCUGUAUUGCACUGUCAGACGUGCUCAGGUUCCUUGCCUGAUUUGUGUCAAUACCUAUGGCUGAAACCAUCUCAACUCUACGAGCUUAGUCGCCCUAAUAUCCUCAGAGAAGGCAGAACUUUGUAUUCUUUUUUCAAUUCUUGGAGGAAAUUCUAAUAAACAGUUAAAUGGGGGGUCCUCAUUCCCUCCCCACUGACUGGUAAAGGUGUGGACAUGACCCAAGUUGUGUUCUGGUAGCCAAAAAAAAAAAAAAGGUUUGCUUUCUUCAUGGCUAUUGUUCGUCUCGUGAUAGUUGUGACAGAUUUUUCCAGCCUCCAAGUUACCAAGCCUAGACUUGCCUAAUGUUGCUCUGGUAUGUGUGAUAAUAAAGAUGUUAUUUAUGCCAUCUUUAA
This is a messenger RNA of Pteropus alecto (black flying fox), 2801 nucleotides long. RefSeq names its product zinc finger protein 134-like. Bases 16 to 2271 code for a protein of 751 amino acids. NCBI's taxonomy places the organism in Eukaryota, Metazoa, Chordata, Mammalia, Chiroptera, Pteropodidae. The record is from RefSeq and is a predicted model, not a curated record. Gene Ontology annotation, biological process: regulation of DNA-templated transcription. The transcript is spliced from 4 exons.